Molecule: messenger RNA, 384 nt
Organism: Ascochyta rabiei
Lineage: Eukaryota; Fungi; Ascomycota; Dothideomycetes; Pleosporales; Didymellaceae
Exons: 2
Coding region: 1-384 (127 amino acids)
Source: RefSeq, a predicted model, not a curated record
AUGAGAGACCGCUUUCGCGCCAAAACUGACAAAAAAUAUCGUCCUAAGAACUGGCAAGCCAUGAACGAGCGAGCUGACGACCAAAUCGAGCCCGCAGCAGCGGUGCGUUCGGUCGACGCUCUUCAGCGAUGGGCGCUUAUCACUGCCAACAUUACUCAGAGUGACCAUCGACCCAACGAGGCUAAGACCAUGGAGCGUAUUCAGAGCAGAUACGGCACUACGACUAAGACCACGACGGCGAAGCGGAAGGACAUCGUGUCACCUACCGGAACAUUGAGGUAUGGUGAGAUUUACGUGAACAACACCGCUGAGGGUAAUAUCGACCAGCUAAGCGGCCCCGAAAAGACGAUGAAAAAAGCAACAUGGUGGAUAUCAGCCGUAUAG